This is a messenger RNA of Polyodon spathula (Mississippi paddlefish), 3224 nucleotides long. Its product is annotated as ribosome-binding protein 1-like. The transcript is spliced from 22 exons. The record is from RefSeq and is a predicted model, not a curated record. Gene Ontology annotation, biological process: protein transport. NCBI's taxonomy places the organism in Eukaryota, Metazoa, Chordata, Actinopteri, Acipenseriformes, Polyodontidae. Gene Ontology annotation, cellular component: endoplasmic reticulum membrane. Bases 205 to 2916 code for a protein of 903 amino acids.
UUGCCAGCUCAGAAAAAGUGCCACGACUCCACAGACAGCAGAGAGACUGAGGGACAGGCGUAGGGAUACCGGGGAAGGGUAGCUUGGAAAAACGAAGAAGAAAGUUAUACAAUAAACAGCGUAAAGUUGUAAAUCACGGAAGUCGUGCGUAACUCUCACAAACCAAGUGAUCAGGUUCAAUUCGAUUGGUAAUAACAAGCAAAGAUGGAUAUUUACGACCCCCAAACUCUGGGCUUCAUGGUCUUUGGUGGCUUCAUGGUCAUCUCUGCCAUCGGGAUUGUCUUAGUCUCCACGUUUUCCAUGAAGGAAACCUCCUACGAAGAAGCUCUAGCCAAGCAACGGAAGGAACAGGAGAAGCAUCGACCCAAAUCGGAGAAGAAGGAGAAGAAGAAGCUGGCUGACAAGGGAAGAGCUAAGAAGAAGAAAGAGGACAAGCCCAACGGAAACAUCCCGGAGUCCGAACCCUCUCAGGAGACCGUCGGCGAAUCUGAACCGGAGGUCAUCGCCGUCAUCCCCGAGCCCGCUGUCCUGGAGACCCCAGUCGAUACCCCCCGCCAGGUCCUUCAGGAGCAGCCUGCCCCCUCCCCCAAGGACAGGAAGAAGAAGGAGAAGAAAGUAGCCAAAGUAGAGCCGGCGCCCAGCCCCGCCAUCCCAUCACACCAGGCCCCGGUUUCCAAACCCACCCCUGUGCUGGAGGCAGUCACCAAGGAGGUGCCCGUCAUGGCUGUGCCGCCAGUCGGAGCUCUGCAGAGUGCCCCUGUUGCCCCCACCAAGAAGCCUGAGGUGGUCGCCAGCCACGACUAUACUAAGCAAGAGGGGUCUUCGAAAAAGAAGUCUGUCUCCAGGAAGAAGGCUGAGCCAAUUCCCUCAAACUCCCAUGAUGGUCCCCUGUACCUACCCUACAAGACUCUGGUUUCCACAGUAAGCGGUAUGGCUUUCAAUGAGGGAGAAGCCCAGCGCCUCAUUGAAAUUCUGACAGACAAGACAGGCAUUGUUCAGGACACCUGGCACACGGCCACUCAGAAGGGAGACCCCGUCACAGCCUUGAAAAAGCAGCUGGAGGAGAAGGAGAAACAGCUCUCUGCGGAGCAAGAGGAUGCCACUGCUGCCAAGAAUAAAUUACGAGAGCUCACAAAGGAACAGGCUGCUGAAAGAACCAGGGUAGCCUCUGUGGAAUGUAAACUCAAGGAGCAGCUCUGCUCUCGAGAGCAGGAGGUCGCUGCUAUGCAGGCUCGCAUGCAGGCCAGCUACCAGGACCAUGUGACCGAGAUGCAGCAACUGCAAACCAAGGUCCGGACCCUCCAGGAGCAGCUAGAGAAUGGCCCCAGUGCCCAGCUGGCUCGCCUGCAGCAGGAGAACUCCAUUCUGAGGGACGCCCUGAACCAAGCCACCAGCCAGACCGAGAGCAAGCAAAAUGCGGAACUGGCCAAGCUUCGCCAGGAGUGCGCCAAGCUGACCAAAGACCUGAGUGAUCAAUCGGAGACCCUGCAGCAGGAUGAGCGGCAGAGGAAGACCCUGGAGGCCAAGGUGGCUGCCUUUGAGAAACAGAUCAGUGAACUUCAGUCCACACAGCAGGACAAUGAGAGCACUCUGCAGAAGAGGCUGGAUGAAGUGAGUGAAGAACUCCGGAAAACUCGGAGCAGCAACACUAACCUGCUGUCUGACCUGGAGAACGCCAAGAGCGAGCUCAAAAACCUCCCAGACCUCCAGUCGAAAGUGUCUUCUGGAGAGGCAGAGUUGAAAAGCAAAAGGGAGGAGGUGGAGAGUCUGAAGACCCAGCUCUCUGAGGCCAGUGCAGAGAAAGUGCAGCUGGAAGAGAGGAUCAGAUCCAUAGAGACCCUGCUCGAGGCAGGCCAGAGCAAAGAGUCCGAGAAGGAUCUAGAACUGCAGCGUGCCAGAACAGCAGAGACUGAGCAGCUUCAGAACAGUUUAAAGGAGAAAGACGCCCAGGUGUCAUUACUCGAGAAAGAAAUUCUACAACUGAAAGAAACAUUUGAACAGCAAGCAAACAUAAAUAAUGAGAAUGCAGAGCAGCAGCUCAGUGCUUUGCAGAAGGAGAUGAGAGAGACCUUGCACACUCUCUUUCCACAGGUCUCUGUAGCCACAGACCAGACUAACUGGUUAGAAGAAUUUAAACAGAAGGCCCAGGAGGAUCUGAACCAACAAACGGCAACAACCACAGAAUCUUCAAAGCUAGCACUUCAGCUAAAAGAAGCUGAAGAAUCUCAGAGCACUUUACAGGCUGAAUGUGAUCAGUACAGGAGCGUCCUCGCUGAAACCGAAGGCAUGUUGAAAGACCUGCAGAAGAGUGUGGAGGAGGAAGAGCUGGUGUGGAGGGCAAAACUGGCAGAGUCCGAGGAGGAACUUAAGAAGGUAAUUGAGGCCAUGGAGAAGCUCCAGCUGGAAUGCCAAAGCACAGAACAGUUAAAGGAGCAGGUGGCUCUCUUGGAAGCCCAGUUGGAAGACCAGCUGGAAUCUGCACACUCGGAAUGUCAGAAUUACUCUGAAGAGGUGUCUCUGUUAAGGGACUUGUUAUCGGAAGCUCAGAGCCAGCUGGAAAUAGCCACAUCAGAUGUGCAGAAACAAAGUGAAGAGCUUGCCUUGGUGAGGCAGCACCUGGGUGAAAUGAAGAACCAUGUACAGGACAGUGAAGCAGUUGGGUCACAGACUGACCAAGCUGAGCAGGAACCCAAUGAGUUGAAAUCUCAGCUGGAGCAAACUGUAGAAAAACUAGACCACAAACAAACACUAAGGCAGAAACUGUCUGACGAGCUUGAUGAGGCUCUGUCAGCGUCAGAUCUGCAGACUGAACUUGAUUUACUGGGAGCUCCUGGGGAUUCUGUGACCGCUGACCCUGAAUAUGUUGCUCAGAUAAAGGAUCAGGAUGGAGAGUCAAAGGAAGGAACAUCUGUUUAAGAUGGCUAGAAACUGAAAACACUAGACAAUUUGCCAAAAUGCCUUACACUUUUUUUAUUAGUUUUUUAGUGCAUUCCUGAACUAUAUGCUCUCUCUUGUGCUGUAGUUAAAGAUUAAAAAAGAGAACCAAAUGUUUCUUUUGAGGGAGAAAGCUACAGCUACAUCUUGUUUGUUUUUGUUGAAAUGACAUUCCAUCGGUAUCGCUCUGACUGUCAGAUAUCUGUAUACCCAUUCUAUCGUCUGUUACCAGAGCCCCUGAAUGCUCAUCGUUCUGUGAAAAGGGAAACUGAAUGUACAUUAGCUGUACA